This is a messenger RNA of Sardina pilchardus (European sardine), 2394 nucleotides long. Its product is annotated as protein mono-ADP-ribosyltransferase PARP6-like. Gene Ontology annotation, biological process: endoplasmic reticulum unfolded protein response. Lineage: Eukaryota; Metazoa; Chordata; Actinopteri; Clupeiformes; Clupeidae. The coding region runs from base 128 to 2059 and encodes 643 amino acids. Gene Ontology annotation, molecular function: protein serine/threonine kinase activator activity; kinase binding; NAD+ poly-ADP-ribosyltransferase activity. Gene Ontology annotation, cellular component: endoplasmic reticulum tubular network; membrane; nuclear envelope. The record is from RefSeq and is a predicted model, not a curated record. The transcript has 22 exons.
AGCCCCACUCACUAAAGGAAAAAGGACUCCACUGGUUACCUAAACUUCUGGACGUUGCUCCAUCUCACCGGAGCUUUUAGCUGGAAUGGAUGCACAAGGCCGAAGCCUGACAGAACAACCACAGUGAAUGGCAGAUUCAAUGGAUGUCAAAGGCCAGUACUGGACUGAUGAGGAAUCUGAUGGUGACAAUGAGUCAGAGCAGUUCUUGUACGGCAUCCAGGGGAGCUGUGCUGCUGACCUGUACCGGCAUCCUCAGCUUGAUGCUGAUAUCGAGGCAGUGAAGGACAUUUACACAGAGAGCGCCAUCUCUGUUAGGGAAUAUGGGACCAUUGAUGAUGUGGAUAUCGACCUCCAGAUCAAUGUCAGUUUCCUGGAUGAGGAGGUGGCGACCGCCUGGAAGGUCAUCAGAACAGAACCCAUCGUCCUGAGGCUACGCUUCUCCCUCUCACAGUAUCUGGAUGGACCAGAGCCCUCGGUGGAAGUGUUCCAGCCCUCCAAUAAAGAUGGCUUCAGCCUGGGCCUUCAGCUCAAGAAGAUCCUGACCACGUUCACCUCCCAGCAGUGGAAGCACCUGAGUAAUGAGUUCCUCAAGGCCCAGCAGGAGAAGCGGCACAGCUGGUUCAAAGCCGGCGGAACCAUCAAGAAGUUCCGCGCCGGCCUCAGCAUCUUCUCCCCCAUACCGAAGUCCCCGAGUUUCCCUCUGAUCCAGGACACGGUGCUGAAGGGCAAGCUGAGCGUGCCCGAGCUGCGAGUCACGCGCCUGAUGAACCGCUCCAUCUCCUGCACCAUGAAGAACCCCAAGGGGGAGCUCUUCAGCUACCCCCCCAACAGUCAGACUGUGGCUGUCCCGGCGGCCAGGGCCCCAGCGCAGAUUACCACGAGGCAGCUGAUUGAAUUGUUUUUCUCAUCCCAGGCGGGCGGACACUGCAAGAACAUCCCCACCUUGGAGUAUGGCUUCUUAGUGCAGAUAAUGAAGUAUGCUGAGCAGCGCAUCCCCACUCUCAACGAGUACUGUGUGGUCUGCGACGAACAGCACGUCUUUCAGAACGGCUCCAUGCUCAAGCCUGCUGUUUGCACACGGGAGCUGUGUGUAUUCUCUUUCUACACUCUGGGUGUGAUGUCUGGGGCAGCAGAAGAGGUUGCGACAGGAGCCGAGGUGGUGGACCUGCUGGUAGCCAUGUGUCGCGCUGCCCUGGAGUCCCCCCGGAAGAGCAUAAUCUUUGAGCCGUACCCCUCUGUGGUUGACCCCAACGACCCCAAAACCCUGGCGUUCAACCCCAAGAAGAAGAACUAUGAGAGACUGCAGAAAGCACUGGACAGUGUCAUGUCCAUCCGAGAGAUGACCCAGGGCUCGUACCUGGAGAUCAAGAAGCAAAUGGACAAGCUGGAUCCGCUGGCUCAUCCCCUUCUGCAAUGGAUCAUAUCUAGUAACAGAUCGCAUAUCGUCAAGCUGCCACUCAGUCGGCAACUCAAGUUCAUGCACACUUCACACCAGUUCUUGCUCCUGAGCAGUCCGCCUGCCAAGGAGGCCCGCUUCCGGACGGCCAAGAAGUUGUACGGUAGCACCUUCGCCUUUCAUGGUUCCCACAUAGAGAACUGGCACUCUGUUCUGAGAAAUGGACUAGUCAAUGCCUCUUAUACCAAGCUGCAGCUGCAUGGUGCAGCGUACGGCAAGGGCAUCUAUCUAAGUCCCAUCUCCAGUAUAUCCUUUGGAUACUCAGGGAUGGGGAAAGGACAACAUCGUAUGCCCACCAAAGAUGAGUUGGUGCAGCGAUACAAUCGCAUGAACACCAUUCCACAGGUACAGAGUCGGUGUAUCCAGUCUAGAUUCCUGCAGAGUCGAAACCUCAACUGCAUCGCACUGUGUGAAGUGAUCACAUCCAAGGAUUUGCAGAAGCAUGGCAACAUCUGGGUGUGUCCUGUCUCCGAUCACGUCUGCACACGCUUCUUCUUCGUGUAUGAAGACGGGCAGGUGGGCGAUGCCAACAUCAACACCCAGGAGCCCAAGGUCCAGAAGGAGAUCAUGCGCGUCAUCGGCACACAGAUCUACUCCAGCUGAGCAUGCUCACAAAGGACUCUCCCCACCCCCCUCACACACACACACACACACACACACACACACAUACAUCUCGUUAUGAAGCAACUCCUCCCUGUGAAGCCCCCCUGUCCCCCUCGGUCCCUUAGAGACAGCCGGAUGGCUCAGGAAAAUCCUCCAGUCAGGAGGAAGAGACGCUCCUUUGCUCUCCUCGUUUCUCCUCCCUCUCCUCUCAUCCCCUCGGUCUCGCAUACUUUUCAAACCUUCCUGUCUUCGCUUCACUCGUUCGUUGACAAGUGUGUGUAUGUGUAUGUGUGUGCGUGUGUGUGUGUGUGUGUGAGAGAGAGAGAGAGAGAGAG